Messenger RNA from Mustela lutreola (European mink), 1796 nucleotides. It is a transcript of the gene GSDMA, whose product is annotated as gasdermin A. NCBI's taxonomy places the organism in Eukaryota, Metazoa, Chordata, Mammalia, Carnivora, Mustelidae. Gene Ontology annotation, biological process: defense response to bacterium; pyroptotic inflammatory response. The record is from RefSeq and is a predicted model, not a curated record. The coding region runs from base 1 to 1341 and encodes 446 amino acids. The transcript has 9 exons. Gene Ontology annotation, molecular function: phosphatidylserine binding; phosphatidylinositol-4,5-bisphosphate binding; phosphatidylinositol-4-phosphate binding.
AUGACCAUCUUUGAAAAUGUCACCCGAGCCCUGGCCAGACAGCUAAACCCUAGAGGGGACCUGACGCCCCUUGACAGCCUCAUAGACUUCAAGCGCUUCCAUCCGUUCUGCCUGGUGCUAAGGAAGAGGAAGAGCACACUCUUCUGGGGUGCCCGGUAUGUCCGCACAGACUACACCCUCCUGGACGUUCUAGAAGCUGGCAGCUCGCCUGCAGAUCCGACAGACUCUGGGAACUUUAGCUUUAAGAAUAUGCUGGAUGCCCGAGUGGAGGGAGAGGUGGAUGUGCCAAAGACAGUCAAGGUCACAGGGACUGCGGGGCUGUCCCGGAGCAGUACCCUGGAGGUCCAGACACUCAGCGUGGCCCCUAAGGCUCUGGAGACCUUGCACCAGGAGAGGAAGCUGGCAGCCGAGCACCCGUUCCUGAAGGAGAUGCAAGAGCGAGGGGAGAACCUGUAUGUGGUCAUGGAGGUGGUGGAGACAGUGCAGGAGGUCACUCUGGAGAGAGCUGGCAAGGCGGAGGGCUGCUUCUCCCUCCCGUUCUUCGCCCCCUUGGGACUUCAGGGAUCCAUAAACCACAAGGAGGCCGUGACCAUCCCCAAGGGCUGCAUCCUGGCCUUUCGAGUGAGACAACUGAUGGUCAAAGGCAACGAUGAGUGGGAUAUUCCACAUAUCUGCAAUGAUAACAUGCAAACCUUCCCUCCCGGAGGCUGCUGGACCGAGGGCACUUGGCUUACCAUGUUCACUGUCUCAACAGGGGAGGAACAUGAGGACUUCAAGACACUAAAAGAAGAAGUUCAAAGAGAGAUCCAAGAAGUAAAGAAGCUAAACCAGGCAGGGCAAAACUCCCUGCUCACCUGCCUCAGCAAACUUCUUGGGAAGAAAAAGGAGCUACAGGACCUGGAACUCACGCUCGAAGGGGCUCUAGACAAAGGACAUGAAGUGACCCUGGAGGCACUCCCAAAAGAUGUCUUGGUAUCGAAGGAGGCUAUGGGUGGCAUCCUCUAUUUCCUCGGAGCCCUAACAGAGCUAAGUGAAGCCCAACAGAAGCUGCUGAUAAAAUCGAUGGAGAAAAAGAUCCUACCCAUGCAGCUUAAGCUGGUGGAGAACACAAUGGAACAGAGUUUCCUACAGGAUAAAGAGGGUGUUUUCCCCCUGCAGCCUGACCUGCUCUCCUCCCUUGGGGAAGAGGAACUGACCCUCACAGAGGCCCUAGUGGGGCUGAGUGGCCUCGAAGUGCAGAGAUCGGGUCCCCAGUACACAUGGGACCCAGACACCCUCCCCCGCCUCUGUGCCCUAUACGCUGGCCUCUCCCUCCUGCAGCUGCUGACCAAGGCCUCCUAACUUGCCUUUUCCACCUGCUUCCUGCCUCCUCAUGCCUUCACGACCUCCCUGUGCUGUGUUCUUCACACCCAGGGGUAUUUUAGAGCCGUCAAGCUGAAGGUGAUGGAAACCCCGGCUGAUUACCCAAGAUAAGUGAUACCUGCUUGUCCAGCUCUACCUCUCCCCCUACCCUUUCAGCUCCACAACCCAUCUGUUGAUGCUUAGAUCCUCCAAAAGUGGAAAAGCUCAAUUUUUUUUGGUUUGUUUUUUGGAAAAAUUCAAAUUUUUAAAACUAUGAACCAUUUCAGCAAAACCAAAAAUAAUUCACUUCUUAUCCCAAUCCUCCUGCUUAUGCUUCCAAAAAUCAAGAUUUACUGGAAUUAAUGGAAAAUAUUAUUUCACUUUGGAUGAAAUGUCUUUUGGUGUUUUUCUUAACUUCUGCCAGGAAAAAAAUAAACACUGUCCUACUACAUAUA